AUACCCGUUUGGGUACGAGUCAUUUCCACUCGCGACUGUUUAUCGAAAAGAUUUCGCUUUUCUGUAGGAAAAACAUUUUCGUGUACGCUAUCUCUCCCCGGGACAAUCUUGAACGUAACGGUCUUUACACGCUUCAAGCGUCUAACAACGGAAAAGGACAAGAGCUUCUUGAGGACAUUCGAAAGGUGUCCGACACCAGUUGGGGGUUGAGUGUGUUCCUGAGGAAGGAUAAUAAGUGGAAGGAGCUGUUUACGUUUUGUGAUACUCACGUAUAAAAUUAGGAGUCGAGUGUAAGUUAUUGUCACACGACGAUCAACAGUUGGUUGUGGAGCAUUCAAAAAUAAAAGGAUUUCCAACGGCGUGUUGCGCUCGUAAUUGGCUAGUUCGAUAAAUUUCGGUGGCUCUAAGGAUUUAAGUAUUAUUUUUCGGUUUGUGUGAAUGUGAUCAGCGCGUUUAUCCAGUUAAGUGAUUUUGUGAUAACGAAGCAUUAUUGGAAAGUGCAGUUGGUGACAGUGGUGAAGUUUGGGAUUUGUUGGAGAGCAGGAUUUUUAAUCUGAUUCUUCCGCUACACCAUCAGUAGGUGGGAAGUUGUAGGAGUUCAUUAGCAAAAUACAGUCCUAACAAUACGCUAAAAGAGCCCUGAACUGCAAAACAGCAGAAAAAUAAAUCUUCUCGUCCUUUUGGCCUAAUUUCGCAAGUCCAGGAGCAAGAACAUUCUGUGAAUACCAAAACAUCAUAAUAGGCGCAGAAUACUACAAUAAUACAAAGAACUGUUUUAGUAAUGUCGAAAACGAGCCGUGCUCCUAGAGCGGCUCCUGAAACUCACAGAAAAAUUCUUCAAGGAUUACUUACGCUUGUCAUUGAUUGUGUGCAUAUAUGAAACUUGUUGCGUCGCCCUUGACAUUACCGUCGACGCUGUCACUGCCAACGCCGACAACAGAUUUAUUUUCGGGAGUUUUCUCGCGUAAAGGAGCAAUGAACACUACGUCCCCAAAAUCGUCACUUGCCAAAUUAGGUCUACAUUCAAAACAGAAGCCCCUGAAAGUGAUGGUUUUGGGACAGAGUGGCGUUGGAAAGACAGCGAUGGUGGUCCGAUUUAUUACGCGACGUUUUAUUGGUGAAUACGACCCGAAUCUAGAAAAAGUCUACACUUUCAACACCGUCAUCGACAACGAACUUGUGCCCUUCGAAAUCCUGGAUGCUGCCGGGCAACCGAACGAGAGCGAAAACAUUGGACUUGAAGCGAAUAUUCGUUGGGCCGACGCUUUCAUCCUGAUGUACUCCGUCACGGACAAAUGUAGCUUUGAUGAAUGUAACCGUUUGAAGUUUUUAAUUAACUACAAUAAACGACGACGUAAAUUGGGUUCGAAUAGUAAGGACGGCAUGUCAGACGUCCCAGUCAUUCUGGUGGGCAACAAAACAGAUCAAUGGGGUGACAGGAUGGUAACGACCGAGGAGGGACAACGUCGAUUUCGGGAGAUAUCUUGUGCCUGCUUCCAUGAAAUUUCAGUUCGCGAGAGUGUUGAACAGGUGUGGAGUGUAUUUAGAGAUGUAUGCAGAUUUUGGCGGGUAUUUAAUAAAUUUCCAAAAUUAAAACGGUCUACGAGUGAUGUACAAAAUGGAAGUGACUUUGCCUUGAGUCCAGAUUCAACAUGCUCCUAUUAUGAACCUACUCCAGAAAGUGAGACUCGGAGAUCAUUUUUAAUUAUUGGACACUCAUGGCGUGAGGAGGAUUCAAACACCGAGUCAGGCGAUAUCACCGGCCCGAACCAUACAUCUGAUUCGAAGGACGAUAUAGAGCAUCCUUUCCGGAACCGAGCCUCAACGGAUGGUACCCUACUCUCCAGACCUAGACGAUGGCGCUACCCUCCGCCCGGCUGUGCGGUUACACAUUCAAAUAGGGUAGAGCGACGAAUGAGUAUUUCGACCAGAGGCAGCAAUGCCAGCUACUGACUGAAAUUAGGAAUUGCUUAGGUAUCUGAAUGGGAGUUUUAGAAAGAAAAAAGAUUGUGAUAAAAAACGAUAAUAUAAAUUAUUUAUAUGUUUGCGAACCAGAUAAUAAAUUGGCGAUUUGAGAGAGUAUCUAGAAUGAAAGCGAAAAAUUAUAAGAAGUAAAUAUUUGUAUAAAAAUGAUGAUCUCACAUAUGACGGUUUCAUGAUAAUAUUAUAUAAGAGGACGUUGUACAAGUCGAAUCGAAAUUUUUAGUACGUAAAUUUAUAAUAUGGGCUUUGGAAAUAUAUAAUCCAAAGCUCUUAUUUAGUUAGACUGUGAACUUUGAUUUUUUUCAUGUCUUCGAAUAAAAUUUAUAUCAUAUUCUAUUAUUUUACUUUAUUUUUCCAUCCAUAUACUAUAGUUAUUCAACAGGUAAGUAGCCUUUCAUCCUUUUCAAAAUGGGGAUAAUCACAAGACUUCAUGGAUUCCCAGAAUUUCAGCUUGGUUUUCUCAAAGUCUCAUAAGCGUUGACUGGACUUUCGUCCUGUUUUCAUAGAAUCACACUUCCUCCGUUGGUUUGGAUUUCGCCUAGUUUGUGUUUUAUCGAAAAAAAAAUUGGAUCCCUAGCAUAGGCAAAAAAAAUUCAAAAAGAUCAUAUAAAAGCAACUCUGGUGUUCAUUAAAAUCUUUUUUAAAAAAAAUGAUGUGAUAUCAAUUUAUAUUUGUUUACAAAUUGUGGUAAUAGAAGUUGAAAAUUUAUUUACGUUAGGCAAAUUACAAUGUAGUAUAUCAUAAUUCGGAGUCUCGUUUAAAUGUAUCGUAGUAUUUUACUAUAAUACUUCCAUAAUUUAUCAUAUUCGGAAUAAAUGUAUAUUCAAUAAGAAAAAUUUAUCAAUUCGAUAAGUGGAAAUCUUCAAAAAUAAAAAAUAUUUAUUCAAGGGAAAAGAAAUCGCUUAUAUAUUCUACUGCUACGAUUAAGUAAAAUC
This is a messenger RNA of Hermetia illucens (black soldier fly), 2918 nucleotides long. Its product is annotated as ras-like protein. The record is from RefSeq and is a predicted model, not a curated record. NCBI's taxonomy places the organism in Eukaryota, Metazoa, Arthropoda, Insecta, Diptera, Stratiomyidae. The transcript is spliced from 9 exons. Bases 877 to 1953 code for a protein of 358 amino acids. Gene Ontology annotation, molecular function: GTPase activity; GTP binding.